AUGGGGCGCGGCAGCGGCACCUUCGAGCGUCUCCUAGACAAAGCAACCAGCCAGCUUCUGCUGGAGACCGACUGGGAGUCCAUCCUCCAGAUCUGUGACCUCAUCCGCCAGGGGGACACACAAGCAAAAUAUGCCGUGAGCUCCAUCAAGAAGAAAGUCAAUGACAAGAACCCGCACGUGGCCUUGUACGCCCUGGAGGUCAUGGAGUCGGUGGUGAAAAACUGCGGCCAGACGGUGCACGACGAGGUGGCCAACAAGCAGACCAUGGAGGAGCUGAAGGAGCUGUUGAAGAGGCAGGUGGAGGUGAACGUCCGAAACAAGAUUCUGUAUCUGAUCCAGGCCUGGGCACAUGCCUUCCGGAAUGAGCCCAAGUACAAGGUGGUCCAGGACACGUACCAGAUCAUGAAGGUGGAAGGACACGUCUUCCCAGAGUUUAAGGAGAGUGACGCCAUGUUUGCUGCAGAGAGAGCCCCCGACUGGGUGGAUGCCGAGGAGUGCCACCGCUGCAGGGUGCAGUUUGGGGUGGUGACCCGCAAGCACCACUGCCGGGCGUGCGGCCAGAUCUUCUGCGGCAAGUGCUCCUCCAAGUCGUCCACCAUCCCCAAGUUCGGCAUCGAGAAGGAGGUGCGCGUGUGUGAGCCCUGCUACGAGCAGCUGAACAGGAAAGCAGAAGGAAAGGCGGCGUCCACGGCAGAGCUGCCCCCGGAGUACCUGACCAGCCCCCUGGCCCAGCAGUCCCAGCUGCCCCCCAAGCGGGACGAGACGGCCCUGCAGGAGGAGGAGGAGCUGCAGCUGGCCCUGGCGCUGUCGCAGUCGGAGGCCGAGGAGAAGGAGAGGAUGAGACAGAAGUCUGCCUACGCCGCUGCCACGUACCCCAAAGCAGAGCCUGCGCCCGUGGCCUCGUCGGCGCCCCCUGCCAGCAGCCUGUACUCCUCACCAGUGACUUCAUCGGCGCCUCUGGCUGAGGACAUCGACCCUGAGCUCGCCCGGUACCUGAACCGGAACUACUGGGAGAAGAAGCAGGAGGAGGCCCGGAAGAGCCCCACGCCGUCCGCGCCCGCGCCCCUGACAGAGCCAGCCGCGCCGCCCGCAGAGGGGCACUCGGUCCCUGCCAGCGCGCUGGAGACGCCCCUCCCGGAGACAGAGUCUCAGCCUGUGGCCCCCUCCAGCGGCCCCUUUGGCGAGCCGCAGUUCCAGAACGGGGAGUCGGAGGAGAGCCACGCGCAGUUUCUGAAGGCCCUGCAGAACGCCGUCACCACCUUCGUCAACCGCAUGAAGAGCAACCACGUGCGCGGCCGCAGCAUCACCAACGACUCGGCCGUGCUGUCCCUGUUCCAGUCCGUCAACAGCAUGCACCCCCAGCUGCUGGAGCUGCUCAACCAGCUGGACGAGCGCAGGCUAUACUACGAGGGGCUUCAGGACAAGCUGGCGCAGAUCCGCGAUGCCCGGGGGGCCCUCAGCGCCCUGCGGGAAGAGCACCGGGAGAAGCUUCGCCGGGCAGCCGAGGAAGCCGAGCGCCAGCGCCAGAUACAGCUGGCCCAGAAGCUGGAGAUCAUGCGGCAGAAGAAGCAGGAGUACCUGGAGGUGCAGCGGCAGCUGGCCAUCCAGCGGCUGCAGGAGCAGGAGAAGGAGCGGCAGAUACGGCUGGAGCAGCAGAAGCAGACCAUCCAGAUGCGGGCCCAGAUGCCCGCCUUCUCCCUGCCCUAUGCCCAGCUCCAGGCCGUGCCCGCGGCGGGGGGUGUGCUCUACCAGCCGUCUGGCCCAACCAGCUUCCCGGGCACCUUCAGCCCAGCGGGCUCCGUGGAGGGCUCCCCCAUGCACACCGUGUACAUGAGCCAGCCGGCGCCCGCGGCCGGCAGCCCCUACCCCAGCAUGCCGGGGGCCGCAGCAGAUCCCGGCAUGGUGAGCGCCUACAUGUACCCGGCAGGAGCCGCAGGGGCGCAGGCGGCCCCCCAGGGCCCAGCGGGCCCCACCGCCAGCCCAGCCUACUCCUCCUACCAGCCCACUCCCACGCAGGGCUACCAGAACGUGGCACCCCAGGCAGCUCAGAGCCUGCCGGCCGUCUCCCAGCCUCCGCAGCCGGGCGCCAUGGCUUACAUGGGGAGCCAGUCGGUGUCCAUGGGCUACCAGCCUUACAGCAUGCAGAACCUCAUGAACACCCUCCCCAGCCAGGACGCACCGAUGCCGCCCCCGCAGCAGCCCUACCUCUCCGGGCAGCAGCCCGUGUACCAGCAGAUGGCGCCCUCAGGGGGACCCCCCCAGCAGCCGCCCCCCGUGGCCCAGCAGCCGCCCGCACAGGGCCCACCGGCACAGGGCAGCGAAGCCCAGCUCAUCUCCUUUGACUGACCCGCGGCUGGGAGCCGGCCACCCAGAGCAACACUACGGUUCUCACAAACCGCCGCCUCCGUCUCUAACUCGCGUCCUCCUGCCUUGCUCUCCUCUUACCGCCAUGUAGUGUCCCUGCUACAGGCAGGGGUGGCCCUUCAGCCCGGCCCCUCCCCCUUUCUGUCCUCUUCUGCUGACUCCGUGCUCCAGGCCCCCCCAUCCCCAUCCCCCCGAGUUGGGUCACUGACUUCUUUCCCCAGGCCCAAGCCUCAGAGGGUGGGAGCAAAGGACCUUCUCUGAGAGGGAGCCCCCGGCCCAGUGUGGCCUGUGAGGGCUGCCGGAGGGGAGCCCUGUCCCCUGCGGCCCGGGCCUGUGGGGCCUGUGGUCCCACUAGUGUGUGUGCCCCCGGCGGUCAGCAGGCGCUCCCGGCCCUCCCGGGAAGGCGGGGCUUCGUCUCCAACUUCUCUGCUUCUGAGCUGCCAUCUCCUCCAGUGCCCCGAGUAGGCGGAAUGGAACACUGAAAAUAAAAUGUCUUUCAAUAAGUA
Molecule: messenger RNA, 2870 nt
Organism: Suricata suricatta (meerkat)
Lineage: Eukaryota; Metazoa; Chordata; Mammalia; Carnivora; Herpestidae
Gene: HGS
Product: hepatocyte growth factor-regulated tyrosine kinase substrate
Exons: 22
Coding region: 1-2346 (781 amino acids)
Molecular function (GO): metal ion binding; phosphatidylinositol binding; ubiquitin binding
Source: RefSeq, a predicted model, not a curated record